Eutrema salsugineum is the source of this 1074-nucleotide messenger RNA. Its product is annotated as jacalin-related lectin 38. The record is from RefSeq and is a predicted model, not a curated record. The coding region runs from base 1 to 1074 and encodes 357 amino acids. The transcript has a single exon. NCBI's taxonomy places the organism in Eukaryota, Viridiplantae, Streptophyta, Magnoliopsida, Brassicales, Brassicaceae. Gene Ontology annotation, molecular function: protein binding.
AUGGUGGCUUCGGAGAUGCUUCUUCCAUGGGAUUUGGUGGAAGAGAUACUCUCUUGGGUUCCAGUUAAAUCUCUUAUUCGUUUCAGAACCUUUUGCAAACGGUGGAAAGCUCUUUUCGAAGAGAAGAGAUUCGCCAAAAACCAACUGGCUCGUGCCAGCCGUCCACAAUUCAUAUUGUCUUCCGAAUCAAUGAUUUGUUCGGUAGAUGUCAUUCUCGACGGUUGUCCAUUGAUAGAGGUGUGUAAGGUACCAGUAGAUAUUACAGGUUAUAGACAUUCAGAGGGUUUCUCAGUCAAUUUUUGCGAUGGGUUAUUGCUUUGUGCUGUCCCGAGUCAGGGGCUGGCGGUUCGCAACCCGUGGUUGAAACAGGCUAGAUGGAUCAACAUGACUGAAAGAACUUAUUUCAAUGGGAUAGGUUACAAGAUUUUUGCGUCACCAGGUCUUACCGGGAAAGCUUGGAUUAGCGAGUUUGGAUCAAGUGCAUGGAAGUCUCACGAGUUGGUAUCCGAAGAUUUUAUGUUUAGGGAUUAUAGUGUAUCCUUGAAUGGAACUUUGUAUUGGAUCGCUCGUAAUUUCAUGUCUCGUGAAUAUGUCAUCACUAGUUUUGAUUUUUCUACGGAGAAAUUCAACGAAAUUUUUUGUGUAUUGCCUGACAAGAGCAUUAAAACCCUCGAUAGUAGAUCCCUCGAGGUUUUUAGGCGAGAUCGAUUUUCUUAUUUACAUCAGUGCUAUGAAACAAAGAAUAUAGAGAUUUGGGUGACAAAAAAGAAGAUUGAGAAUAAGGAUGGAGAGAGUGUGGAGUGGAUGAUGUUCAUGAAUGUGUCAGUUCCUUACUCGUCGGAUUUAAGAUGCAUGUCCCUUUUCUAUCAGAGAAGUUACUUCAUCGACGAGAAAACUCUCAGUCUCGUAUUGUGUUGUGAGGAUUAUAAUGGGAAUAUUUGCAUCUACAUUGUAAAGGGACAGUCUAAAAGAAUUCAGAUAGAAGCCGUGGCUAAGAAUCAUUGUCUUCAUCGUACCUAUUUUCCGAGUUUGGUCCAAGUUCCUUCAUAUCAAAGACAAGGAGAAGAAAUAUAA